AUGUCGGCCAAGAGGGAAGAACCGAAGAAAAUUAACCUGAUGUGUGAUUACAAAGGAAUUAAGCAAGAAGGGCUAUUCAUCAAAAGAGGGAUGACACAGGAGCUGAAGAAUGAACUCAGGGAUGUGAGAGAAGAACUCAAGGAAAAAAUGGAAGAGAUAAAAAAGAUAAAGGAUAUCAUGGACAAAGAUUUCGAUAAGCUUCAUGAAUUUGUGGAAAUUAUGAAGGAGAUGCAGAAGGAUAUGGAUGACAAGAUGGAGGUUUUGAUAAACAUACAGAGUACCAGCAAGCAUCCCCUUCAGAAACAACCAAAGAAGCAGCAGGAACUCGGACAGAUAGGAAAGGAGGACUCCUCGCUCAGACUCAAGAAAACGGAAGACUGUGGCGGAGUAUCCCUGGCUAGUGACCAGGUGAUGGCGGCCCAGAAAACAAAGAACAUUGCGCUGGAUCCCCUCCACCCGUGUUCGACUUGCUGCGAGAAAUGUGUGUUGUGUGCCCUAAAGACCAACAGCAGUCGGGGGAUGGCUGAGAUGAGAAUACAAAUUUGUUUGAGAGGAACCAAUGUUAACUUUACUGGAAAGAAGAAUGAACUUGAACCGUGAUCUCAAAUCACAGUCUUUGGCAGCUCUGAUGACCUCUCCCAGAAGAGCAGAAAGUGAGAGAAGACAGGAACGAUGCAGAGCUCACGGAUGCUCUCCGCUUCUGCUGCUUGGUGGUGGUUGUGGAUGAAUACAUGCGUUU
Psammomys obesus (fat sand rat) is the source of this 739-nucleotide messenger RNA. RefSeq names its product testis expressed 35 (gene Tex35). The record is from RefSeq and is a predicted model, not a curated record. NCBI's taxonomy places the organism in Eukaryota, Metazoa, Chordata, Mammalia, Rodentia, Muridae. Bases 1 to 600 code for a protein of 199 amino acids. The transcript has 9 exons.